AUGGCUCCGAAGCGGCCCAAGAGCGGGGCUGGCGGCGGGGCUGGUGCGGCGCCAGGGGUCGGCUCCAAAAACUGGGAAUCCGGGCUGGUAGCUGCGCGCCUGGAGGAGGAAAAUUGGGUUCCGAGCGUCGCCUUCGUUGUCGAGAACCAAAUCGAAGAUGAGCUGCACAUGAAGGCUCUGUCUCUUGCCGUGCGCUUGCCACAGCGGAGGCUCUUCAGCAUGAUAUCUUGGCAAGGAAUAAUAGACGAGAUUAUGGAGGUCGGAAAUAUAAAAGCCAAGAAAGUCAAAGAGCAAACUCAGACACCUUUGUAUUAUGAGGCGAUAGAGGUAGCAAAAAACAUUCUGGAUGCAGGAGAACCGCUUCCUGUGACUCUGAUUGGCAAGUUAAUUAAAUAUCAAAUGCUUUGCAUCAAACAGAAAGAUCUGCUGAGACGAGCUGCUGAAAAGAAGCCCCUUGAGGACCAUGAGAAGGAGAAAGAGGAGAAGGGGAAGGGGAAAGGGAAGCCUGCCGGCAAGAAAGAGAGGACGCCGAGCAUCAAGUCUGGUGGAAAAGGAGGGAAAUCGAAGAAGGGACCAGAUGUUCAGCAGACUUCUGCCACAGUCUUUAAAAAGGACACCAAGCUCAAGCGACGCGGGGAAGAGGACGAUACUGAUAAGUACAUUGAUGACGAGCCGGAUGAUGGCGCUCAGUAUUAUUUCAUACUUUGUGGGUUUCCCUAUCCGCAACUCUUGCCUAUCCUGUCUGAACUGGGGAUCCAGGUUGGAAGCGUCAUUAAAAUUUCUUCUGAAAAUUAUGAGCCGCUGCAGUCUUACCUGGAAUCCAUUUCAGAGCCGGAAGACCCCCAACUUGCGCCAGAAGUGUACGAAGCUGAAAAAAAGAAGAAGGAACAGACAAUGAAGGAUCUCAAGAACUUCUGGAAGUACCUGGAACCCAUUCUGAACAGCGGGAAGCCGGGAUCGGCCCUUUUUCAAAUUGCUAGACUCCAUCAUCUCAUCAAAGAGUCAGUCUUGCCAGAUGACUGGACUAAUAUCAACAUGUUGCUCGAAUUCGGAACGGAGAUCUUUGAAAACGUUGCCUGCUUAAUGUACGACUGCCUGGACUGGAGAAGGCAGCAUCAGCACUAUUUGAAGUCUUCCAGAUUUAUUAACGUUCCAGUCAUUGCUGAGAAGAAAAGCAAAUCAGCUUUUGCUGAGGGACAUCUCACAGCUCCAAUUACACCUUCAAGGAAAAAACAGGCUGCUGAAGAGCCCGCAGCGGCGCCAAUUUUAACAGCAGAUGUGAACAUGAGGUAUUACAAUGAUCUGUUGAGCCAGGUCCCUGAAGAACUGGUUUCUGUUCCCUUGAUCAUGCACUGCAUGAUGGAGCAGGUUGUUGCAUCAGAAGAAAACCUCACUCCGCCUAGCUUGGUCAUUCCAGAGCCACGUGAAGACGGGCUGCAUCACGGCGUCGCCAGUCACAUUGUUUCGAUCUUGCCUUCCCUCGCCCUUUCAGAAAGUGAAAAGAAGGAGAUGUACAAUUCUUUCUAUCCUGAAAAACAAGAAAAGACAAAGUCUUACCAAGGGCCUGUGAUCCUGAAUUAUCACGAUGUUUUGUCUCAGAAAUUGCACUACUUAAAGGAACUGGAUAAUUUAGACCCAGCCGAGAUUGAGCGUGAAAUGAUGAGCAAACUGCCUCUGUUUGAUCUUCUUAAAUUUCCUCUUCCAUCCCCUGAAAGCAAUACCAAACGCCUAGCCAGGCUUCACGAGCUGAUGCACUACUGUACCAAUGGGAAAGCUGAGAGCAAGAGCAGCAGGUGUGGCAACUUCCUUGUAUGUUGGUACAAGAAAGUUUGCCACCUGCUGCUUCUGCUCCCCAGGUGCGACGGCUUCCUUGUUCGCUCAGUUGCCAGCGCUCCGCAGGGACCUCCUGCACAGUUGCCCAUUGACUGUUGCGAUACUGGAAGAUCGGAUAAUAGUCUUGAAAGUGUUUUGUCCGGUUCACCUGAAAAUAGGCUAGUUCAAGAGAUAGCAUUAGAAGACAUACAGAAGACUCAACAGCGGUGUUUGAAUGACUGGAGUUUUGCUGAACAUUUCGAGCCGCAUAUUCUUUUCCAGGUUCUUCACAGCGCAACCCAGAAUUACCGAUGCAUUGACUCUUAUUAUCACACUCAGGAUAACUCUUUGCUGUUAGUCCUUCACAAUCCCAUGAACCAACGGCAUCAGUUUCAGGAGUCCUGGAACGUGGCCCUGCACUCCGAUGUUGGUUUCAGGAAUUAUUUGGAAUUGAUAGCAGACUCUAUUAGUGAGUGGGUACUACAAGAAGAAGUUAAAUACCAGGAAGACAAAAUGGCGAAGGAACUGGAAGCACUUAGGUUAGCGAAAGAGAUGGCAGAAAAACCUCCGGUUGAAAUCAAGUCACCACCAUCCCCUAGGAAAGCUUCUUCCUCGUCUAAGAAAUCCAAAAUUCUCAAAGGUGCCAAAAGCAAAACCGAAGUUUCUCCAGAGCCUGUCCCAGAGAAGGAAAAAAACAUUUUUGUCCGCGAUGACUCGCUCAAGGCCUGGAAGGAAGAGCAGGAACGGCUGCUAGAAGAAGAACGGCUCAAGGAGCUGAAAAAAGCCGAGAAGAAGGAAAAAACCCCGGGCAAGAAAAAGGGCCAGGGCAAAGACCCGGUGAUCCCCGAAGAAGGAAAGACGUCUAAAAAGAAAUCCAAAGAAAAAUCUAAAUCGCCCUCUAAAUCGCCAGAGUCAAAUAAAUCACCAGAGCCAGAAGACCAGGCAAAGAGGCACAGUAAACUAAUGAUUCCUCCUCUUCCUCCUGCCAAGAGUUAUGAGGUGUGGCAAAUGAGGUGGGAUGAAGAAAAGGGAGACAAGGGCAAAAACAGUGAUAAAGAAUGCAAAGCGGAGGAGGCUAAGUCAGAUCAGGUCGAAGCAGAUGAAGUCAGGACCCAAGAGCCCAAGGUGGAGGAACCAGCCAACGUCAAUGAAGCCCUGGCAAACAAGACCCAGACAAAUGGAGACCCAAGUGAUGAGGCCAAAGCCGCUGAUAUAUCUGAAGCCGAUGAAACCCUAGGGGAUGUAUCUAGUGGAAGCAAGACAGAAGUUGAAGCAGAGGUGGCCAGCGUGGACAACGAAUCACUCUUUGAAAUUCUUACUAGGCAGAGUUAUCCACAAAGAGUGAAGCAUUCACAGAUGCAGAAUGCGGUCAAGAAACCAGUAGAACAGGAGGUGUCUAGGAUUAUUACCCGACAAGGGACUGUUGUAAAAUACAUGCUGGAUGGGUCCACCGAGAUUCUGUUUGCUGACGGCACCGUGAUCAGAAGCCCUGAUUCUGGCCCUGUGAUGCCGCCUCGCCCUGUACUGAGUACGCCACAAACAGAGGUCACUCCUCCAGAGCCAAGCAUCAAGAAGAGUAAGAAAACGGAGAAAGGAACCAAGGCUGCAAAGACCGAAGUGCUUGAAAUAGUUGUCCUGGAUCACAUGUUAGAUAAUGAACAACCCCCCGACUCCCACGCAGGCACCUGGAUAACUACCACCCCGUUAGGUGUUCAAGUGGGGACCAAGGGAUCCGAGAGACUAGAACUGAAGCCGCUUUUGGCCUACCAAGCCACUGAUCCGGUGAAUGGAACGGUCAUGACGAUGCGGGAAGACAGGGUGGUCGCAGUAGAGAAAACAGAUGGCUCCAGAUUGGUAGAUCAUGCUGAUGGCACCAGGAUCACCACCUUCUUCCAAGAAUGUGAUGAAAUCAUGAGCGACAGCAGUGAGGAAGCAGACUCCGGGCCCCAAAUCAUCACAAGGAGGGUGAAGUGCAUCCGUGUGGAGAAUCCAAACUUUGCAACUAUCAUAACAAAUUCUGAGGACAGUACCUGUUGCGCCAUUUUUGCGGAUGGAACCUCAAUCAUAUCAAAGCCGCAAGGAACUUAUCAAGUGUUGCCCAUGAACAAAGGCCACCUCUUCAUUGACAAAUAUUGCACUGCCGUUUACUCACCAGAGGCGUUUGACAAAAGCGAGUGUGAACUUAUUGCCAAUAAGGAAGACCAGCACAUAGGGAAAUACGUUAUGAAACACAACUCCAACAUUGCCUGUGAGGUGACGGAUCCUGCAGGAAAUAUUUUCAAGGUGAUGGUUGAUGGUAGCACAUUUGAAUUCAUUGCCGGCUGUGACUCAGAGGGGAUGGAAUUGGAACCCAUGCCAGCUCAGGCUCCGGUCAUAUAUGGGGAGCAUGCACCCAGGUUCUUCAUUGUCCACGCUGACGGCUCAGGGACUGAACUCCUCCGUACCAGGGACACGGAUGAAUAUCUGUGUAUGGCUUACGGCGAUCCGGUGACAGCGGUUCUGCAAGAGCCAAUACAAGAAUGCCCAGGCAUCCUGAGCAUUACCAUUCUCUGUCCUUUGACCGAGGCAUCUCGAUGGAUAAGGAAGAACGACGCUGUCAAUAUUAUUCCGUAUAAUCUCCAGUCAAGGUCUUGGGAAGAUUUCCCUCCAGUUGAGAGAAAGACUCCAGGCCCACCGUUCGGCAUGCACGCUUGGAAAGGCCUGAACAUAGAAUUCAAGGAGUUAGCAGGUUCUCUUCCACCUAUAAAGAAAAAUCCACACGUGCUCCAAAUUCGUCGACUGAUCCAAUAUGAGCCAGUGAGCUAUGAGAGGAGGCACUUACUGCAGCUGUCUGUCAAGGCAUACAUAGAGAAAGUCAUAAAGCAAGAAGAUGAGAUGCAAGAAAUGGUUAUUAAAGAUCCAAGAACUGAAGAAGAGAGGAAAAAUGCUGCAGACCUUCUCAAACUAGUGAUGUCUUUCCCUACUAUUGAAGAAUCCUCAGAAGAUCUCUGCAGCGGAGCUCAGAUUGCUGAACUGUACGAGCAAGCCUUCUCUCCGCCGUCUCAAAAUCCAACUGGCAGUAGAGUCAGAAGGACAGCAGAAGAUUAUUGGAAGAGAUUCUGCCAAGCAGAGGCAGAGCAAGUGUCUUCUUGGGAGAUCAAACUAGGACAGACCAGGCAAGAAGUUGAGGAUGGAAAGCAGUGUCUCAUGCGCUUGAGGAAGAAAGAUAUCCCUCCUUAUUUCAGAUCGGAACUCGGCCUAGCAUUUUUGCAAAAGGAGGUUCCAGACCUCGAACAACUUUCAAAAGCGCUCCCUCCAUUUCCGAAGAAAAAAAAUUUGUUGGAAACCAUUACACGUUCCCGUGAAACUGAGAUUACUGACAGCAGCUUAGAAAUCCUGAGCCGUUCAAUCUCGAAAGACCUUUCAGACGAGUUCUUUAAUCUCUCGUGGUGUUCUUCAGUCCGUGCUGAAAUCUAUCCGGAUCCUCCCUCAACAGGUACAGUGUUCAGUUGGGUAGUUGGCGAUGGGAGAGAUACUCGUGUGGCACAAUGGCUAAUGCUGGACUAA
This is a messenger RNA of Sphaerodactylus townsendi, 5358 nucleotides long. It is a transcript of the gene SPAG17, whose product is annotated as sperm associated antigen 17. Bases 1 to 5358 code for a protein of 1785 amino acids. The record is from RefSeq and is a predicted model, not a curated record. The transcript is spliced from 39 exons. Gene Ontology annotation, cellular component: axonemal central apparatus. Gene Ontology annotation, biological process: epithelial cilium movement involved in extracellular fluid movement; axonemal central apparatus assembly. Lineage: Eukaryota; Metazoa; Chordata; Lepidosauria; Squamata; Sphaerodactylidae.